Molecule: messenger RNA, 3387 nt
Organism: Syngnathoides biaculeatus (alligator pipefish)
Lineage: Eukaryota; Metazoa; Chordata; Actinopteri; Syngnathiformes; Syngnathidae
Gene: ggt5a
Product: gamma-glutamyltransferase 5a
Exons: 13
Coding region: 59-1789 (576 amino acids)
Biological process (GO): glutathione catabolic process; inflammatory response; leukotriene D4 biosynthetic process
Cellular component (GO): plasma membrane
Molecular function (GO): glutathione gamma-glutamate hydrolase; leukotriene-C(4) hydrolase activity
Source: RefSeq, a predicted model, not a curated record
ACAUCCGGUUUUACAUUUCAAAAUAAAACAAGGAGUGCCCUGAUACUGGAUUGCUACAAUGUCAGACUGCUUGAUAUUGGGACAAGUUCAUAAGAAACCUGAACCAUUGGGGAGAGGAGAAGCAGCCAUGGCCAGGUCCAAAGGGUGGCUGUAUGCAUGUUGCGCACUGAUGCUGCUGCUAUGCGUCGUUGUGGUGUCCGUGUGCAUCAGUCAGCUAGGGAGGCACAAGUGCCCACAAGAUUCUUUCUCUCACGCGGCGGUGGCUGCAGACACUGGGACGUGUUCACAAAUUGGACGGGACAUGCUUGAAAAAGGGGGCUCAGCGGUAGAUGGCGCCAUUGCUGCCCUGCUCUGUACAUCUCUCUUGAACCCUCAGAGUUCGGGCCUUGGGGGUGGAUCCAUAUUCACAGUGAUGGACAGCACUGGCAAAGUACAAAUCAUCAACUCCAGAGAGCGUGUCCCUGCGAAGUAUAAGGCAGACACAUUGAAGUACUGUCCUGAUCCCUCUCGCUUCUUGUCAGUCACUCCCUAUCCAGGUAGCUUGUGGAUUGGAAUCCCAGGAGAACUCCGUGGUUAUGAACAAGCACACAGGCUUUAUGGCAAGUUGCCAUGGGCAACCCUCUUUCAGCCAAGUAUCCAGCUGGCCAGACAGGGGUUUCCUAUUUCACAAAUCCUUGGUCAAUAUCUGUCUUACAGUGAUGCCAAUGACUCUCAGUCACUGCGUGAGCUUUUCUCGGAUAAAAAUGGAAACCUGAUGCAAAUGGGAGAUAUUUUGAAAUUUGAGACACUAGCUGACACAUUAGAGACAAUUGCAAAUUUUGGAGCCGAUGCUUUCUACAGUGGAAAAAUAGCAGAGAAUUUAAUACGGGACAUACAGGAGGCAGGAGGGUCACUGACUUUGCAGGACUUGGCAUCUUACAAAGCAACUGUGAGCGAUGCAUGGAGCAUUCCUCUUGGAGAGUAUCAGAUGUAUUUUGCACCACCCCCUGCAGGAGGAUACAUCCUUAGCCUCAUCCUCAACAUCAUGAAAGGAUAUGACCUGAAUCCAGCAUCCCUGAGAGGUGAACAAAAAGCAUUGUUUUAUCACCGCUAUGUUGAAGCUCUCAAGUUUGCUAACGGAUUAAAGAAAUUUGCGUUCAGUUCAGAGCUGACAAAGAAAUUCACAGAGGAUAGCUUUGCCGAUCACAUCCGCAGUUUAAUCAGCGACGAAAUGUCACAUGAGCCGCAGUAUUACAAUGUGACUCCAUACCUCGACAGUAUGGGCACCACGCAUGUCUCAGUGCUGGCCCAGGAUGGAUCUGCUGUGUCUGUCACCAGCAGCCUCAACCACCUAUUUGGCUCCAGAGUCUUAUCUCCAAGCACUGGAGUUAUCCUCAACAAUCAUCUGUCUGACUUCUGUGGAAGAGUUGAUACCUUAUUCGCAGGGGAGCAGCCUCCUUCAUCCAUGUCUCCUAGUGUGUUCAAGUCUAAAUCAAAGGUGCUGGUGAUUGGAUCAACCGGUGGCAGUAUGAUCACCACUGGAAUGGCGUCAGCAAUUAUGAACCACCUUUGGCUUGGAAAAAAACUUAAGGAGGCAAUUGCCACUCCAGUUGUUUUUGUCGAUUCUCAAAAUGUACUCAAGUUUGAAGGCAACUUUGACAAAGAUGUAAUUGAGGCUCUGAAAGCUCUGGGACACACUCACAAACCUGCCAAGAAGUUUUUCAAUGUGGUGAAUGCUGUAGAGAAGGAAGAUGGAUGUAUCAAUGCAGUGUCUGAUGCAAGGAAACUGGGCAAAGCAGCUGGUUACUGAUGCUAUGUAUCAGGGAACACGGAUAUAGCACCAAGAUUCAUGGCGCUAAACACACAUCCAUUCCAUCCGUUUACUAUAACACUUAUCCUCACUAGGGUCGUGGGUGUGCUGGAGCCUAUCCUAGCUAUUUUUGCACACAUAUAAACAAAUCUUUCACACUCAUAUUCACAUCUACAGGCAAUUUAGAAUCUUCAAUCAUCUUACCAUGCAUGUUUUGGGGAUGAGGAAGGAAACCGACGUAUUAGAGUAAAACCACGCAGGUGCGGUGAUCACAUGCAAAAAAAUAUAUAUAUAUACCAACACAGAAUGUUGAUUGUUCCUACACAUUUAGCGACAAUAACAGCAAGCUUCCCUAUUUCAUCCACAGUGAUGUUAUGAAUUACAAUAUUGUCAAGUAUUGGUGCAAAACAUAAUCUAUGCAUGCUUUUUAUCUACUGCAUUUGUGUGACUUGGUGGUGAGAGGCUUGAUCGCUUAAAACUGUGCACUUUCGUCAUGUGUAAAAAGCUUGUAGUUACAGUUAUUAAAUGCCACCAAACGAGCCCAAACACAGCACAGUUCUGGUUCUGAAAUGUUUAGGAAUUCCUCAAAAGAUAAAUUGAACCCAUUUAUUCCUCAAAACCUUGUGGGUUGUCAGGUCAUGAAAAGCUUUUAUACAGGACACUUUUGUUAUUCCUCAGGUUUUUUUUCCCCGAGAUAUGUGGGUGUGUGCCAACCACUAAGUGGGCAGGUACUUGAAUAAUUAAUAACUAAUCUACAUCACAGACACACAAAAAUUUGAUCUCGUCGUUCUGUAAUUCUUUUACUUUUAUAGGCUAUUGCAUUCAAUAGACAUCCUGCAUAGUUUUCAUACUUAAACCAGGUCACAGACUGGGUAAGAAAAAAAAUAUUUUGAUGGCAUGGGACUGUGAAAAAUGGGAAUCAUAUAAUUUUGCAGGGAAUUUUGCCUCCUUUUUUUUUUACCAUGGCGCUUAACAAAUAUUCAGCUGUGUGCAACGCUAAAGGUCAGGUAUUCCGGACAUACAACUCUACGACAGAUAUUUAUCCUUUGACUUUUACUUUUAUUCCCAUUUGUUACAUAUGCACCCAAAAUAUGUCUGCAACGUCAAAGGUGUCUGGGAGCAAAGGGUUAUUUUAUUAUGAGCCAAAGUCACUAGCCUCUAUUUUGAUGAGUUCGAUCUCUAUGCAUCUUGAAAGGGAUGAUUUACGUCUUACACUAUUGUUCAUAUCGAUAAACACACUUCAGCAUCUGAGGCAGAAGAGAGUGACAGGCAGAUUUCCCAGCCAUAAAAACCAACAGUGCUUCCACCCACCAAACAGUAGUUAAUUUGAUUUUCUGUAAUUUUUUUGCUUGGCUGACUUUGUGGCAACUCAGUGACCCUUUUUUAGGCAUACAGAUUUGCAUACAUUGGAACAAUGUGUACUGUACAUGCUUUUUCAUUUUUGUGGUUGAUGCUGUAAAGAUACUUGGUGUGCUUGUGUACAGUAAAAAAAAAAAAAAGACUGAAAUAACUACAACUCUAAUAGUGACUUUGAACUUUUACUCCAUAUAUUGCUUUAAAAUUUGUCCAAAUACAUUAAAAAACAAUUUGAGUCUUCA